AUGUCGCCCACUUCUACAUCCACAGGCGUCGCCCUUGUCACCGGUGCUGCUCAAGGGAUUGGCAAAUCUAUCGCACUGCGCCUGGCUUCCGACGGCUUUGAUGUAGCCCUGAACGACAUUCCGAGCAAGAAGGACGAGCUGGAGGCAGUUAUGGCCGAAGUUUUGAAAACCAGACACGGAAUUCGUGCGUCUGUUGUCGUUGGAGAUGUUUCUUCGGAGGAGUCGGUCUCCGAGAUGGUCCAAAGUGUGGUUGCGGCGCUUGGGGGACUGGAUGUUAUGGUCGCUAAUGCUGGGAUUUGCAAGGCACGGGCGUCGUUUUUGGAUGUCUCCGCUGCUGAAUGGGACCACACCUUCUCAAUCAACACCCGGGGGACUUUCCUCUGCUACAAGUAUGCCGCGAAGCAGAUGAUUUCCCAAGGACGCGGUGGUCGCAUCAUCGGUGCCUGCUCCGGGGCGGGAAAGCAGGGCUACAUCGCUUUGCCUGACUACUCGUCGUCCAAGUUCGCGAUCCGGGGCCUGACGCAGGCUGUCGCGCAAGAACUCGGUAAACAUGGGAUAACAGUCAAUGCCUAUGCGCCUGGUGCCGUUAUCACGCCUAUGACGCAACAAUUUCCCGAGAUGGCUGGCGUGCCUGCGGACGACUUCUUCGCUGCCCAAGCCAAAAUGAACGCAACGGGUGUUAAUGUUACACCGGGGGAUAUCGCAAGCCUCGUUUCGUUCUUCGCAUCCAAAGAGUCUGGUUUCAUGACAGGCCAAACCCUUAGUGCCGAUGGCGGUCGUUACUUCGAUUGA
This is a messenger RNA of Mycena indigotica, 792 nucleotides long. Its product is annotated as L-2,3-butanediol dehydrogenase. The transcript has 8 exons. Gene Ontology annotation, molecular function: oxidoreductase activity. The record is from RefSeq and is a predicted model, not a curated record. The coding region runs from base 1 to 792 and encodes 263 amino acids. Lineage: Eukaryota; Fungi; Basidiomycota; Agaricomycetes; Agaricales; Mycenaceae.